Molecule: messenger RNA, 2414 nt
Organism: Gastrolobium bilobum
Lineage: Eukaryota; Viridiplantae; Streptophyta; Magnoliopsida; Fabales; Fabaceae
Exons: 3
Coding region: 466-1617 (383 amino acids)
Source: RefSeq, a predicted model, not a curated record
UUCUGUUUCCCUUCUCUUCUCUGCAUGUUUAAAUAAGUAACACACUCUCAAUUCUCUGGCGUGUCCGCGACUGAGUGCAUAUUUAUUCAUGCACGUGUGUGGAUUUAUUUGCGCUCGAUUCCAGAGGCAACACUGUUGUUAUGUACUGAAAUGAAGCUAGCUCGCAACUGGCUUACUUUAUUCAGAAAUUUAAAAAAGAAAAAGAAAAAAAAAGGCCUCUGCAUCUGAUGAUCUAUCAGAAGCCGAAUUUAUGGUUUCUUUUGUUUCAUCCUUUUAACCCACACAUUUUGCAUAUUGCAGUCAUUGUUAAUUGCUUUUUCUCUGUGUCUUUCUGAUAUUAUUCAAACCAAUAACUCCAGAGUUGAGGUCUUUUCUUCCCCCCUCAUAUUUGACUAAUUCUCAAUCCUACUGAUACUCUCUGAGUCUCUCUACUAUUCAAACCUAUAAACUUAUCCUGAAGCGAAAAUGGCUUCUGGUUCUGGUAAACCUCUGGGUUAUCAAAUGAUGGCGGCGAAUCAUCCACAGAGUCCCACACUGUUAAUGCUUAAGGAUUAUCUAAGGGACGACCUGAGUUCGUGUUCAUCAAGCGGUUUCAAAUCACUCCCACGCCGACAAUGCUGCCUGCAACCUCGCUCUUCUUCUUCUUCUUGUUCCACAAAAUGGACUCUGCAGAGAGCUACAGAAGCAUUGCUCAACGCCAUGAAAUCACUAACGUUUCUAGCCCCGUUGUCCAAAACCCAAAUGUGUAAAUCCAAGAAAGGUGGUGUUAUUUCUAGAAGCAUUUCAAGGAGGCUGCUGAACAGUAACAGAAGCUUCUGGAGAAGAGCACCCAAGUUCCCAACAACAACAGCCUCCUCCGCUAACAGUAACAGCUGUACAGAAUCCCAUUUCACGGAGAUGGAGGGAUCACUAACAACAACCAACACCUCCUCCAUAACAAGGGCUUGGCCAAAUGAGGAGAAGGAACAGUUUAGUCCUGUAUCGGUAUUAGAUUACCCAGUAUUUGAUGAUGAUGAAGACAUUACAUCUCCUAUCAAUUCUACAUCAAGUUCCCGCCAGCUGGGAGGAGCCAAACACAAGCAUAUGCUGAAGAGGCGACAUUUUAAUCGGGUGGCUUCACUAAAGCCGGUUGUCUUAGAGAGAAAAAUCACAUGGUCAGAAAUGCAGGAAAAUGAACCAAUAUAUAACCAUCCUGCGAAACCUUGUCCAGUAUUAGUAUCAGUUACGAGGACCCAAAACGGGAAUAGUAACCUGUUUGGGGACAACUUAGGAGAGAAAGCGCGCGACCUUCUCAACCAUGUUAAGAAGUCAAUUCCAACUGCCUGUUUGAGAAUUGAGGAAGAGAACUUGUUGUUCGAUUUCUUCAGGCGGAGUAUUGGGGACAAUAAUGAUAUUGAAAAUUCAAUGAAGAGCCACCUUUGCAAGGUAGCAGAGGAUUGGGUACUCGGGCAACCCCAGGAACAGUAUUCGAGUUUGAAAGUAUACAUUAAGGAGAUAGACAAGUGUGGGAGUUGGAGAAAUUUUCAUGAAGAAAUACAACGCCUUGCCAUGGAGCUCGAAGUUGACUUCUCCACUAGUUUGGUCAACGAGCUCGUGCUUGACCUCACCACUGGCUAGGACACCGAGAAGCUGCAACUGCAAGUUUCUUCUUCCUUAUUUUCUUAUCUGUUUUUAUGGUCUCUUCUCUGCAUACAUCUAGGGGAUUCUGGGGCAGCAAAAUUUUGGAAUUCUUGGAAGGAAAAUUUGAUUUUACUGAUAUCAUGGUUAUCAAGGUUUUCAUCCUUGCAUCUGCAUGUAUGGAGUUACUCGGGACUUGCGAGAAACCAAUUGAAGUUUGUCCAAUAGGUCGAUGUUGUGUACAUCUUGUUGAAUAAUAUGACUCAAUUGGAAUUAAUGGUUAUUUGGCGAUUAAUCCUUAGGAGAUGUUUAGCCAAAUUUCUAGAAUCGUCUACUCUAGACUAUUCCACGAGAGUUCUAGAGAUUUGUUGUAACUACCAUAAUCAAUAUCUAGGUUAGGAGACGGUAGAUAAUUCUAGAAAAUAAUUUAUAGCCCUUAGAUGAAAUCAUGUUAGCACAAUCCAAACCAUUGGUUAAGGAGAUGCCACUAAUAUAAAUAGAAAAGUUCUCCACCAUUUUGUAUCAAGUCAGAAAGACAAUGAAUAUUGAGCAUAAAUAAAGUGUUCUCUUCUUCAAAAUCAUUUUAAAAUUUUCUUUUUCUCAAAUAUCGAUCUCCCAACACUAUCUAUGGUGCUAAUGGUGUGGACAAGUGGAGGGUGAAGCAACCCUUCUUAACUAUCUAUAGGGAUAUAUAUCUUUUUCACCUUAUCUCGUAUUCUAUUUAUUUGAAAUUUUGUGAAGUGAGAAGUUGGGCAAGGUUAAAAGAAAACUAGGAAUGACUAAAUGUACAAAGUUAA